Molecule: messenger RNA, 2793 nt
Organism: Dictyostelium purpureum
Lineage: Eukaryota; Evosea; Eumycetozoa; Dictyosteliales; Dictyosteliaceae
Exons: 3
Coding region: 1-2793 (930 amino acids)
Biological process (GO): heterophilic cell-cell adhesion; neuron development
Cellular component (GO): neuron projection
Molecular function (GO): protein homodimerization activity; cell adhesion molecule binding; protein heterodimerization activity
Source: RefSeq, a predicted model, not a curated record
AUGAAGUUUUUUUAUAAAAUAAUAACUUUAUGGGUUAUUAUAGGAAUUCUUUCAAUUAACAUUCAUGCACAAUUAGAUAAUCAUUUUUCAGACCCAGUAGCUUAUAAAUAUGGUGACAAUUAUCAAUUUUCAAUCGAUGUAGUUGCAGAAAUCGACGGUGUCCUUAGAUAUUUAGGAUUUGGUGAUUCUAAUUAUAUUACUUUUCCAGUUCAAGAUGCCAAAACAAUUGUAGAUACUGAAACUACCACACCAGAAACAUAUUUUUAUCAAUACGCACUAAACUCAGAUAUUCCAUAUGGUGCCACAAAAACAGAAGAUUUCAUUUAUGUAGCUGGUAUUGGUUCAUUCUUUAAAUUUGAAUAUGGAAAAGAUGGUUCAAGCACCCUUGUUAUUAACAAUGGUAGAUAUACAAUCCCAAGUGGCGGAGCUGUUUCAUAUGGAAAAAUGGUUUUCAUUUUAGGCUCUGAAAUCAGUGUUAAUGGUCAACCAGUUUUACUCAUAUAUGAUGAAGCUAAAGGUGGUGCAUUCACUGAUAUCGAUACUGAUUUUGAAAGACUCGAAUUACCAACAGGUAUCGAGACAGUAUAUUCAAUUAAAAUUGAUUCAAGUAAAGGAGUUAUUUUUAUUGGUUGUGAUAAUUCAAAAGUUGUUAUUUAUGACAUUGCUUCAAAUUCUUUUAUUGCAACCUACACUCCAACUGAUGCAAAUUUAAGAGUUGAUGCAAUGACCCUCGAUACUCAAAGAACUAUUUUAUAUUCAUGCACAUACACUCAAAACGGUGCUAUUGCUGUUAUUUCUAUAAAUUAUGAAGAUCCAACCGACCCAGUUUUAAUUUCAAAAGUUUCAAUCGAAGGUGAAGGUUGUGUUGCAGGUCAAGUCGAUAUGGAAGCAGGUCAAGUUUUCUUUAUUACUGAAACCAGUGGUGGUACACAACUUAUUGGUUUUAGCCCAGAUGGUAGCAAUCAAAAUUCACUCACUAAUCCAAUCGAUUCAGGUGGUCCAAUUUCAAUGUAUGUAAAUUCAUCAAACUCUGAAAUUAUUCUCUUCUUUGAAGAUGCUCUUUACACUUUAAAUUAUCAAAAUACUUGCCCAUUAUCUUGCUCAAAUCGUGGUAAUUGUAAUUAUGGUGUUUGUGAAUGUGCUCCACAUUUUACUGGUGAUGGUUGUGAAUUAGCUCUUUGUGAUACCGCAGAAUUAAAUAAUUGUACAUCCCCAUCUAAUGGUGUUUGUAAUGAUGGUAGUUGUUCAUGUACUUCAUCAUUCAGUGGUUUAGAUUGUAGUAUUAAAAUCUGUCCAUAUAAUUGUAAUCAACGUGGUACAUGUCUUACUGGUAAUUUUACUUGUGUUUGCGAUGAAGGUUUUGAAGGUGAAGCAUGUGAAUCACAAUCAAAAUGCCCAGCACUUACAUCAAGUAAAAGAUGUGUUGCUCGUGCCGAUUGCGGUUGGUGCGAAGUCGAUGGUGUUUGUGUAGAAGGUGAUAAAUUCGGACCAAAAGAAGGUUUUUGUCGUACUUGGUUCUUUGACCAAGAUGUUGAAAUUGGUGUCAUUGCCCUUGCUAUUAUUUUCAUUUGCUGUAUUGGUAUUCUUUAUAUUAUUGAUAUUGCUACAACCAUUCCAAUCGAUAUUAGACGUUCUAAAGAUUACAAAGAAGAAUACAAGAGUGGUCAACAUCCAAAAGCCACCCACGAAGAAGCUUCUAUUCUUUGGUGGAGAGAUCAACGUUCACACAAGGCUUGGACUCUUAUGGAUCAAUUCCAAUUUAUUGCAUUAGUAUCACAUAUUGGUGUCGUCUUCCCAGGACGUUUCAUUUCAUUCACAGAGUAUUUAGAUUGGUCAAAUUUAGGUAUUCCAUUCCCACCAGCUAUUAACCCACCACAAGUUUGGACUGGAGAAAGUACACCAACUCGUUCAAUUCUUUCAAUGGCCCAAUAUGAAAAUAGUUUAGGUUCAGGUGAUUUAUAUCUCCUUCCAAAUAUUCUCUUCUGGUUUGGUCUUUUAUGUGCUGCUUUCUUGGUACCAUUAUUAAUCACCCUUUUAGUUGUUUCAUUUAUCGAAAAACUCAUUCAUUGGAAAGAAGUUAUCACCAAUCGUCUUAUUCAUGUUACCAUUCGUAUUCUUUCAUUUGGUUAUAUUGGUAUUUUAUUAGCAGCCUCAUUUGCUAUGGUCACCCCACUUAACGACUAUAGAAUUAUCAUUCCAGGUGCUAUCAUCUUCGUUCUCUAUGGCAUUGGUUUACCAGUUGCCAUUUGGUUCCUUCUCAAUGUCCCAGAAGCUCGUCUCCAUCAUCCAACCUUCAAACAACAAUUCGGUUGUCUCUACGUCCACUUUAAACCAAAGACUGAUCAUCGUUUCGCUGUUUUCAUGUUUAUUAAACGUUUCAUUAUGGCUGUUAUCGUUGGUAUUCUUGCAUUCAAACCAUUAUCCGCCCAACCAUUAACCAAUACCGAUCUUGCUGUUCCAAUUGUCCAAGUUAUCGUUAUCGAUGCUGCUCUCAUUGGUUAUGCAGUCCUUCUUUUCAUUCGUAAACCAUUCUUUGACCACUAUCAAUUAUGGUUAGAAUAUCUUUUAGCUGCCAUCAAUGUAGUUACCUGUUCACUUUCACUCACCCACAUUAAAUCACCAUCAGCAGCUGGUGAGUUAAUUGCCUGUCUUAUUCAAGCCAUCGCUUUAAUUGCUGUUAUUGCCUCAUACAUUAUCUCUUGGUUACAAAUGAGAUCUAAAUUCCUUAAAAAGAUUCAAGGUUUCUUCUCAUGUUGUAAAAAAGAAGACCAAACAAUUGAAAUGAAAGGCUAA